Molecule: messenger RNA, 3136 nt
Organism: Brassica rapa (field mustard)
Lineage: Eukaryota; Viridiplantae; Streptophyta; Magnoliopsida; Brassicales; Brassicaceae
Product: auxin transporter protein 1
Source: RefSeq, a predicted model, not a curated record
AUUGCUCAUCAGUCGAAGCCUUUGGUCCAAGAUCAGGUGUCUGAAAAACUUGUCUGCUCCUUAGAAAUUUGAACUUUGGAUCAUAGAGAUUCGAAGGUCAGUCCAGCUAGAAAAAAAAUUAUAUGAAAGUUAAUUUUGAUUUAGUGGUUAUUCAUAUAAGUAUACCACACAUGAUUACGUUUUGGCACGGUGUUAAGUUAUCGUAUAUUACAAAUUAUAUCUAAUUAUAAAUAGCUGUUGAACAAAACACUAAUAGAUCUCUAAAUCUAGAUGCUAAUAAGUCAAUAGAUCAUCAAUGAUGACUAAUGAUUUCGUAAAUGUAAAAAAUGUGGUGUUGCAUUAUUUAUUUUGCUACCAUGUCUUAAUUGUUUUCGAAUUAAUGAUGACUAAUAAUUUCGUAAAUGUAAAAAAUGUACUAUUACAGUAUCAUUUAUUUAUACGACUAUUGUAUUUUGAACCCUUCAAACUAAACAAACUAGUGGAUCGUCGUCGACCAGCACAAAUCAAUUAAGUGAGGUUGGAUGAGUUUGGAAUGAUAGAAUGAGAAAAAUCUAACUUAUGGAAACAUGAAACAUAAAGAGAUAGAAAACGACACUACAAUUGGAAUUAGAAAUGCUAAGAUGGGCAAUGGAGAGUAUGUUAUAGCAUUCUAACUGUUACAGAUUUGAGACAGAUUGCAAAAACCUAAUUAUAAUGGUAAAUGAACCACAAGCUUGACCAAAAUUUUCAACUGAGCUUGAAAUCAUCAGAAUUCUCAAGAUGUAUUUUCUGGACUUCAAGAUCAGUUACUUUCCCAUAGCCAGAAAAAAACUAAACAAAUUAGUUUUUUAUUUUUAUAGUAGAGCCCGGAAAUUCUGGAUAAUAAUGCGAAAACGUAAAAAAAGAAGUUAGAUGCUACCGUUACAUUUUUUUUUGGGUGCACCAGAUGCUACCGUUACCUAAAAGGGUUAAUGCCUUAAUGGUGUGAUUUUACAACAGCUGUUUUAUGUUUUUAUUAAAAAUAAAUAUAUUUUUUUGUUCAACACUAAAAAAAAAAAGUAAUAAAAAAGAGAGAGAAGAGAUUGAUAUAUAAAAAGGAGAAGGGGUGAAGUUGGAAGCAUAUAGUUACUUAACUUCAUUCCUUCUUCUGCUCAGAUCAAAGAAAGUCUUUCUCCUUCUUUUCAUAACCCACACUCUCUGUCUCUCUCCUCUGCCCUUUUCUUCUUAUGCUUUGUUUCUUGAAUUCACAGAAAGACAGACAGAGAUUUCUUUAAAAAAAAAAAAGAAAAAGAAGAACAAGUGAGAACUAAAGGACCCAAUCAGUUUUGGUCUUUGUUUGCUUCUGAUUCUGAAAGAGAAAACAUCUUGAGGCAAAAAUGUCGGCGGGAAUGAGGCACGGAGAAGAGGCGAUAGUCCCAAGCGGAAAUGACAACGAAGGAGUUCAGGUAAACGGAAACAACACCGGAAAAAUCGACGAGCACGACGGCUCCGACGGUUCUAAACUAAGCAGUUUCCUCUGGCACGGUGGCUCCGUCUGGGACGCUUGGUUCAGCUGCGCAUCUAACCAGGUGGCGCAAGUGCUUUUGACGCUGCCGUACUCGUUCAGUCAACUAGGAAUGUUAUCAGGAAUAGUACUUCAGAUCUUCUAUGGUUUACUCGGAAGCUGGACUGCUUACCUCAUCAGUGUUCUCUACGUUGAGUAUCGAGCUCGUAAGGAGAAAGAAGGCAAAAACUUUAAGAACCACGUUAUUCAGUGGUUCGAAGUGCUUGAUGGAUUACUCGGGACAUACUGGAAAGCACUAGGGCUCGCAUUUAACUGCACUUUCCUCUUGUUCGGAUCUGUAAUCCAACUCAUUGCUUGUGCCAGUAACAUUUAUUACAUAAACGAUCACUUGGACAAGAGAACAUGGACUUACAUAUUCGGUGCAUGUUGUGCAACCACUGUUUUUAUACCGUCGUUCCAUAAUUACCGGAUUUGGUCAUUUCUCGGCUUGGGUAUGACCACUUACACCGCAUGGUACUUGGCCAUCGCCUCCAUUAUCCACGGGCAGACGGAAGGUGUGAAACACUCAGGUCCAACGAAGCUAGUGCUUUAUUUCACCGGAGCUACCAAUAUACUGUAUACCUUUGGUGGUCACGCGGUUACUGUUGAGAUAAUGCAUGCAAUGUGGAAGCCACAGAAGUUUAAGUACAUUUACUUAAUGGCGACGUUAUAUGUUUUCACAUUAACGAUACCGUCAGCUUCCGCCGUUUACUGGGCCUUCGGAGACGAACUUCUCGACCAUUCCAACGCAUUUUCUCUUCUCCCCAAGAACGGGUGGCGUGAUACCGCCGUUAUCCUCAUGCUCAUUCACCAGUUUAUAACGUUCGGAUUUGCGUGUACCCCGCUUUACUUUGUGUGGGAGAAAGUGAUAGGGAUGCAUGACACAAAGAGCAUUUGCUUGAGGGCUUUAGCUCGUUUGCCUGUGGUUAUACCUAUAUGGUUCCUAGCUAUUAUUUUCCCAUUUUUCGGUCCGAUCAAUUCCGCGGUGGGUGCUCUUCUGGUUAGCUUCACCGUCUAUAUCAUCCCGUCCCUUGCUCACAUGCUCACUUACCGAUCUGCCUGCGCUCGCCAGAAUGCGGCGGAGAAGCCGCCGUUCUUCUUGCCGAGCUGGGCGGCGAUGUACGUGUUGAACGCUUUCGUGGUUAUUUGGGUUCUAAUAGUUGGAUUCGGGUUCGGUGGAUGGGCAAGUGUUACCAACUUUGUUCGUCAAGUCGACACUUUUGGUCUCUUUGCUAAAUGUUACCAAUGUAAACCACCGGUUCCAGCUGCAGCCGCCGCGCACGCUCCUGUUUCCGCUUUACACCACCGCCUUUGAGAGACCUAGCCUGCAUUGUUUAGUGCUUUCGUGGAGUUUAUUUGUUCGUCUUUUGCGUUUUGUAUUCUAUACGUGAGGGAGUAAAAGUCACGAAAAUAGUGUACCUUUUACAGAUCCCCUUUGAAUGCGUGUUAAGCUCUUAAUGUUUUUUUUGGGGGGGGGGGUUUGUAAUUUUUUGUUCACUCCUUAGGUCGAUAAUAUCGUAGCGUGUGAUUGGUAUUAUUAAAACAAUAGGUUAACUAAAUGUAUAUGUGUUCUCUUCUUUUACCUGGCUUGUAGUAACAUAAUCCUUAUGAGCA